This is a messenger RNA of Megalopta genalis, 1695 nucleotides long. The record is from RefSeq and is a predicted model, not a curated record. Lineage: Eukaryota; Metazoa; Arthropoda; Insecta; Hymenoptera; Halictidae.
UCAUUCGAUUUCUAUACGCAGACUCUCCGAAGGUAGCAGAAGACUUCGGUGGCGUAAUUCAGAGGGUCUGUCGUAGCUCCGUGGACGAGGCGAAGGGAAAAUUGAUAUUUUUCGAAAAUGAAGAUACCGCAGGUUGUGCCGAGAAACGUGUUCGAGGUCUACAAAUGCUCCUACGAGACGACGCGGCUGUCGAGCGAGCUGGAGCGUACCCUUCGCUCGGAGGAUACUCUCUGGGACGAGAAUAGGAUUCCAAGCCUGAGGAGGCUCGCUCUUCUCGCCAUAGCCGUCACGUGGAAGGAUAAUCCGAUCCUGGACGAGCUACCGACCUGCGAGGACAGGAACGAGCUUCUCGAACUGCUACCAGUCGACCUACCUCUAGAAUUAGCCAUCACGAAGAUCGAGGAUGAGCACUACUGGGAACGAUGCUCGAGGGACAAGUGGGAGACCAACGAGCUGGCCGAGCACGGGAAUUCAUGGCGACAGCGUUACUGCGAGGGUAUAUUCUGCGAGUAUCUCGAGAGCCUCGAGCCAAGUUUCUACGAGACGCAGAGGGAGGAGUGCGAGAGAACGAUCAGCCUCGUAGGAAGUUACGUGCACAAGAUAAGGAUCCGUUCCCUCCGACCGACCAGGCGAGUCUCCGCGGACGAGGGGGAUCCUUGUCACGCGGAGGAGGACAUAGUCCAGCACAUUCCCAUGGCCGAGAUCCUGCCCCAGCUGGCCAAUCUCACCGAGGUCCGCAUCAACUUCGGCGUGAUUUACAUGAACGACGGAUUCGAGUGGCGUGACUUCCAGUUCUCCGUCGAGGAUUGCCAGGGUCUCGGCCGAGGAUUGCAGCCUUGCUCGAAGCUGAACAAAUUCAGCAUCUCCAGGAGCAAUUUGGAUCAGCCGCGUGCCGCUGGUUUACUUCAAGGACUGGUGGAGAACCAGAAUAUCACGGAGAUCGACUUUUCCCACUGCAAACUGGGGGACAAGGGAGCGUUUGCCGUCGGCGAGUUUCUCUCGGCGCACAACACGAAGGUGAUACAGUUGGUGAACAACAACAUAGGGCCGAAAGGAAUGGCGGGUCUGAUACACGGAAUACUGAAGGGAACACCGGUGCUCGAGCAUCUGAACUUGAGACUGAACCCUCUGCUGGACAAGGGUGCUAUUCAUCUGUGCGCGUACUUGCUGCGAACCGACAGGCUGGAGAUACUGAACGUGAGUAGCUGUGGGGUAGGACCUGCCGGAGGCGCGGCUUUCGUCGAAGCAUUGAGCUCCGGUUGCGACUUAAAAACCCUCCGCCUAGACCUGUCGAAUAACGAUUUAGGCCAGGAAGUGGGCGAGAUAUUCUCGGAUGCACUCAGAAGCAUUCCGUUCAUUGUUCGGCUCGACGCUCGGAUGUGCAAUUUCUCCGCGCAAUCGGAAUACUCUAUUUACGAGAGCGUGCUCAGAAACAAGGCGAUGGUCAAGGCGAGAACACGGAGGACUUCGUUGACCGAACGGCUGUCCGACUGACCCAUCGAGUCCACCGGAUCAUUGUUACUGGGAAAUUAAACGAAGAUCAGCUUCGCCGGAAAUUACGCGGCCGAUGCGCGAGAAAUAGCUCUGUUCGCCGUUGGAAUAAACGAAAACGUGAACAAAAAAUCUCGCUGUUUUUUUAAACGACUCGACAAAGAUGGUGGCAUGGUUGACGGAAAAUAGAGGGGAAAAAAGAGA